This is a messenger RNA of Oppia nitens, 625 nucleotides long. Its product is annotated as histone acetyltransferase p300-like. Gene Ontology annotation, biological process: positive regulation of transcription by RNA polymerase II. The record is from RefSeq and is a predicted model, not a curated record. Lineage: Eukaryota; Metazoa; Arthropoda; Arachnida; Sarcoptiformes; Oppiidae. Bases 27 to 602 code for a protein of 191 amino acids. Gene Ontology annotation, molecular function: histone acetyltransferase activity; transcription coactivator activity; chromatin DNA binding. Gene Ontology annotation, cellular component: transcription regulator complex; histone acetyltransferase complex. The transcript has 3 exons.
AAAAUAGGUUAAGUUUCAAUACAAUUAUGAGUGGCCAACAAAUCAAUGACAGACAACUCAAUGAAUUGAUGGAUAAACUUAGUCUAAUGCAGCAACAAAAUAAUGUCCAUGGGUCUGCGGUUAACCUAAACAUCACUUCCAACAACAACAGCCGAUCCAAUGAUCGGGAAGAAAACAUCAAAAGAUGUAUCCAAAGUCUGGUCCAUUCAAGUGAGUGUACCGACGGCUACUGUCAACAGCCGGCCUGUCAUAAGCUAAAGCGUGUGGUCGUCCACUCGCGUAGUUGUGACCGCAAACGCAUCGUCGACCCGAUUACCGGUCGUCUCGGUUGUACUGUUUGUAGACAACUGAUUGCUUUGUGCUGUUAUCACGCAAAAUGUUGUCAACAAAUCCGAUGUCCAGUUCCCUACUGUUAUAACAUUAAACGUAAGCUCAGAGAUCACAGACAUCGACAAUACAGAGAACAGUUGACAAAUCGUAGGAAACGGUUAACUGAGGCAAUCCUACGGGUGGCCCGAUUCAGAUCAGCUCAGUCUCCAGAAGAAGACAACGAAAUGAUGGAUGAGAUAAAUAUCUCUUCACUGGUUAUCAAAGAAGACUAAUUUAUUUUUUGUUAACCAAACUA